ACCCGCAGCCUGCAUGGCGAGCUGCAUGUACGGAAGCAAACCAGGCAGCCGCGAGCAGAGGCGGAACCGACAAAACUAAGCUUCAUUUUUGUCCUUUCAAAAAAAAAAAUUGAAUUAAAGUGCGCGCUCAUUUUGAGCUUUCCCGCUCCAGGAGUAGAUUUUUUUUUGUUUUUCUUAUUUUUCUCUCUACCCCUCCAAAAUCGUGAGAUGAGGAAAUAAUUGUUUGGAUGUGACACUUCCGAGCGGACUUUUUUGGGGGGCUUGAUUGUGGACAUUUUUUUUCUUGUACUUCUUCUUGUUGUUCUUGCACAACAAGCAUGGACGUGCUGGCUAAUUACAGUAUUUUCCAGGAACUCCAACUGGUGCACGACACUGGUUAUUUCUCCGCGAUGCCUUCCCUGGAGGAGAACUGGCAGCAGACGUGUCUGGAGUUGGAGCGUUACCUCCAGACGGAGCCCAGAAGACUGUCAGAGCUCCUGGACGAGGACCUGGACCGCCUCCUGGCGCCCGCCCUCACUCAGGGCGGCGAUAGCGAUGAGGAGCUCAUAGACCCCCUACUCGCCGGUUUCCCGGCACAGCCCGGUCCACUCCCCAAAGUUCACGCCAAACUCCUCCAGACUCUGACGGACAGCAAGGAUCAGGUCCUGGCGUCGGGUGUUAGCGCCGCCCAGCUGAGUGCCGCCGUCACGUCUCUAACGCCGCCCUCGUCCCCCGAGUUGGGGCGCCACCUGGGAAAACAGGCGAGCGGCGCGCUCACGCUCAAGCUGGUGGCCAAGAAAGUGGGCCUGGGCGCAGCCAAACUAGUGGCGGCCCGGGCACUGACGUCUCUCCCGCCGUCCCAGCCGCCGGGCCCAGCAGGGGGGGCGCUGAGCGAUGGGGAGCAGGGCGGAGGGCCCGGCCUGGCGGGGGACUCUGCAGAGAACAAGAAGAGAAUACACAGGUGUCAGUUUAACGGCUGCCGCAAGGUUUACACCAAGAGCUCGCACCUCAAGGCGCACCAGAGGACGCACACAGGCGAGAAGCCAUACAAGUGCUCGUGGGAAGGUUGCGAGUGGCGCUUUGCUCGCAGCGACGAACUGACGCGACACUACCGCAAACACACCGGGGCAAAGCCCUUCAAGUGCAACCACUGCGACAGGUGUUUCUCCAGGUCCGACCAUCUGGCGCUGCACAUGAAGCGCCAUGUCUGAAGGGGGGGGGGGGGGGGCUGCCGCGGAGCAUGACAGAAGAACAAGAAGGAGGCGGAAGGCCCACAUGGCAUCUCGAGGAGGAGGAGUAGUUAGAUUGUCGGUUUUCAUUCACUUACUCACACUCACUGUUUUUUUACGCGCCGUCUUUGAACGCAUCACGGCGGUUUAGCUUCUGGGCUUUUGAUAGGAAAAGUCAUCACAUGCUCGUCUUGGUACAAUCAAAACUUUUUGGGGUAUCUAUUUUUCUUUUUUUUUUGCUGCGUUUUGUCAGAAGAACGCCAUCCAGCCGAAAGAAAACAACACAAUCUGACAUCCCAGAGACCCAACGCCAUCUUGCUCUCUCCUCUGCCGCCAACGGCGCCCGCAACGGACCCUACGGGUGACCUCUCGGAAAUAAAAUGCGCAGCGACACUUUGAUUUUUUUUUUUCAACUGGGAGAACCGCUACGACGCUUCUUCUUGAUGACAAUUGAGACACUUUUUGCUCUUUUUCUCAUUUGGAGAAAAAAAUGUCUUUGAACUUAACAGAAUGUGAGAGGACUUGGUCAAUCAAUGGAACAGGAAGAAGAUGUACUUUUUCAAAACUUCCUUUGUGCCACAGGAUGUGCGCGGUCAAAAGGGACGCCACUAACUAGCGGGUCAGUUAGCCGCUAAGUAAACGGCUAAAUUAGCCGUUUCGUAAACCGCUAAGUUGGCUAACAGGUAAGUUAGCCGCUAAGUCAGCCACUCACUUAGCUGCUAACUAAGCUGCUAACUUGGUAUCCAAUGACUGCACUUUUGUUUCCUAAUUUCCUGCUUUUUCUUUUGUAAUGCUAGCGUUAAAAAAAAUAAAAAUAUUGACAAAAAAUAUAGAGGAAAAUCACUCAAAACACAAAAGAACACACACAAACACGAAAAUGGCUUUUCACACUUCACUAUUUAGCUUUUUUUUUUCUGAUGACAAAUGAUCUUAUUCUGGUUUCCAUGGCAACGUUUUCUUGAUCCACUUCUGUCAUGCUUUUUCUCUUUGGAAACAUUAAACAUGGACACUCAAACGUGGACACUGGAAAAUCGCACCUCCCAAAUCCUCCCUCCGCGGUGCCGCCAACGGCUUAAAAACACGGAGGGGGGUCCGCAGUGCAGCUUGGAACAAUCAAUACCAAAAACCUCUAACGUGGAUUCACCAUUUUGAGGCAGCUCCACCACGUUUUUCGUACAAGAGGAAAGGGGGUACGAUGGAAGCGUUCACCGCCAUUAUUGUCCCCUUUCAGGUUGCCUGCCAAAGCCAUUUUUACACAGUUUGCUGUUCUGUGUGAAGGUCAACUCACUAAUUUUUGGUUUUUGAGGUAGAAUCAGAGGCGGGACUAUGACUGUGUGAAAGGGAGUGGUGGAAUUUUUGCCGACUUUUCCAGCCCUGUUGCAUUGCAAGCAAAUGCCCGACAGUUAUACUUGGUUAGUUUCUGCAUGGAAGUCUUCAACCUCUUAAAAUGGCCAAUUUUUCUGCAAACAAUUUGUUUCCAAAACUGCGUCCGCAAUAGCACUUGUAAUGAGACGUACAAUCACAGAGGGACGCUAGUAGCACAUUUCAAAGCACGAACGUAUGAGUGUGUCUGCGUGAAACUUUGGUUAAAUAUAGUUUGGUCAGGACUCAUAGAAUUACUUUGGUUUCCUCCACGCUUCUGCCUCUUUUAACCUGCUUGGUUUGUUUGUCUGAAUCCCAAGUUAGCUCCCGAUUAGCGAGCAGUUAAUAAGGCUCCUUCGGGUCUGCAGGGAUGACAUAUGAGAAAAAAAAACUAGGAAUGGGAGGUGCUACGGAAGUCUGAACCUGGUGGACUCCAUUAGCAGUGAGCUAAUAAGGAUCAGAUUAGCAUGAACGGCUACAUGCUAAUAACAGCCUUCUAGUGUAAGAUAAUGUGGCUUUUAUAGCCCAGUUAGCUUGAGCUUUAGCUAUAGUGUAGUAAAGUCAUGUUAGCGAAGCGCUAGCAGCUAGAUGGAGGCUAGUUUAGCAUCAGCGGAGAUCUUCUUCGGGUUAAAUUUAGUUUAAGGUUAGGAUUGCUGAGCCCAAAUGAUUCCAAAGAAAGACUCACCAGCCGUUCAUGGGGCAGGACUGGCUGAAGUAGGCGGUGUCAUUUCACCAGUCGCCAGCUGUGUCUGUUAGCUUUUGUAAAUAGCGUGACUUCCUUAGCCGCUUCUUGCUUUAGUUCUUGCCAACGUUGCACUAUGUGAUCACAAUUCUUGCACUGCUAGCUCGCUAGCCAGCUAGCUUAGUCUCGUCGCACUUGUCGCACAUCCGCCACGCCACCAGGAAAACAACACGUCACAUAUCCGACACGUCAGUCAAAAGCCGUGACACUCAGUCGCGUGACUCUCUUGGCGUCGCUGCUAUGACAUGACUCACUAGCAUCAUUAGCGUGUGUUUGUUUAGCACCUUUUUCAAACCCAAACACAGCAAGAAAACUUUUCUUUUAAACUGAAUUCUGUCACCAAAUGUGAUGACAAUUCCCCCAAAAGUCACUGGAAACAUCACAAGUUGAAAACAAAUGUUGAUUUAAUUCUUAAUGUUUCCACUUUAACAUUUUUGACUCUGUAAUUUUGGGCGUAACAUUCUGACAAAGAAAAGCAACUCAAUGGCACAAAGCGGUACUGCAACAGAGCUAGCUUGUUCAAGGCAUUCAGAUGACUUUUUUUUAAUGGCUUCAGAUCAUGUUUGAACAAGAUGAAAUGUGGCAAAUUUAGUGAAAAUACUCCAAUGGAACCAAGCUCUUAGCUGCGGUCACUGAGUCUCAAAGCAUAGACUUUUCACUUAGAGUGUUUGUUUAGCACAUUUUUACACCCGAAAUACACUACAAUUUUUUUUCAACAAAUUUUGCAAAAAAGUCACUCCAAAAUUUUUUUAAUUUGACCAUUAUUAAACAUUGGCUCAGUAUUUUUGGGCAUGAAAUCCUGACAAAAACUAUGACAUACACUGGAACGACUAAUUGUCACCGCCAAAGAGGCAAAGUGGUACUGCAAAACAGAUUGCUUGUUGGUCGAUUUAAAAAAAUUGUUUGAAGACCAAUUCACACGUUAAAAGUGACAUUUUUCAGGAAAAAAAAAACAGACUCCGAUCAAAUCAACUUUCUUUGUGGUCCCAUUGCCGACAUCUUUUUUGCUGUACAAAGUGUUGAAAUGAUAUGAUUUGUAUGAUACGACAUUACGUUGUUUAUUGACGAGGGAGAGUUUAUUUUUGUUACUGGAUGUGUUUGAUAAUUGUUUUUUCUAAAUUGGUAUUGUAUCAUAUCUAUGCAACGAGUGUCCAGUGGAGCCUUUUUAUUUAAGAAUGUACAAAUAUGUGUAAUAAAUGGUAGAAUCUCAA
Molecule: messenger RNA, 4523 nt
Organism: Hippocampus zosterae (dwarf seahorse)
Lineage: Eukaryota; Metazoa; Chordata; Actinopteri; Syngnathiformes; Syngnathidae
Product: Krueppel-like factor 7
Exons: 4
Coding region: 318-1190 (290 amino acids)
Biological process (GO): regulation of transcription by RNA polymerase II
Molecular function (GO): DNA-binding transcription factor activity, RNA polymerase II-specific; RNA polymerase II cis-regulatory region sequence-specific DNA binding
Source: RefSeq, a predicted model, not a curated record